AUGAUCUUCCUCACACUCUUCAUCACUACAGGGGGCAUCUUGCUUGGUGGCUUGCUGCACAGCUACACCAUUGACACAGAGAUGGACUAUGAUAGGCGCUAUUGGAUCUGGCGGCACUAUGGCACUGCGAGCAGGGAAUUCGACCUGCUGGACGUGACUGAGGUGGACGCCGACGCGUCCCUGAUGUGGCGUUUGGCGAACUUUCGUGACGAGCAAGCAGCUUGA
Molecule: messenger RNA, 225 nt
Organism: Effrenium voratum
Lineage: Eukaryota; Dinophyceae; Suessiales; Symbiodiniaceae
Source: the annotation of a GenBank genome assembly